CGACAAUUUCUUCAACCUCCGCAGGCUGCGGACAUCCUUGUCUGACGCGUCACUGAGUGCUUAUGGAGACUUUCGAUGUGAAAAGAAGGUGACACUCGAUCGUAGAGGUUUGAGGCCUCGCACAGGUACCAUGUGAAGGGGACCCACUGAACCAAAGCCUCGAGACAAGAAGAACCUAGUACAUAUAUGAUUACGGCACGCAUGUGAGCCUCCUUUCUCCCCAUCUCUGUCUGUGAUCGCGCGCUCGUCGACAACAUGAGUGCUUUCGGCGAGGUGGUAGACCUGACCGCCCACAUCGAAUCAAUUCUCAAACGCUAUCCGUUCAGCAUUGGCAUAUUUAGGGAACUGCUCCAGAAUUCCGACGACGCAGAAGCAAAGAAACAGGUUUUCCUACUCGAUAAUCGCGUGCAUCGUCACGACUCGAUCAUUGAGCAGACGCUAUUGAGUCUACAAGGCCCUGCACUACUUGCUUACAAUGACGCCACGUUCAGCGAGAGUGACUGGAAGUCGCUGCAGAACAUUAAUCGAUCAUCCAAGAAGAUAAACACUGAUAAAAUCGGAAAGUACGGAAUCGGACUUCGCUCAGGCUAUCAUGUCACGGACAACCUUGAAGUUCUUUCUGGAGACUCGUUAGUCAUCUUCGACCCGCAUCGCCGCCUCAUUCCAGAAGGAGGCAAGAAAUGGUCUCUUGCGGACAUACACCAGAAUUAUCCCGACCAGCUGUUACCAUUCGGGCACUUUCUGCCCGAGAACCCGAGCAAUAAUUUCGAUGGCACGGUCAUACGACUACCAUUGCGUCAAGCCGGCAACGGGAGCCUGAUCAGCGCCAAAGUCCCUGAUAUCCGCGAGCUCGAGCAGCUCAUGGUUGAAUUUGUUGAAAAGGAAUUGCCCAUCGUAAUGCUCUUCCUCUCGCAUAUCACUCGCGUUGAGCUCAUCAUACUCGACGAUGAUGGCACCACUCGUGUGGUUGGCAAAGCGGACAUCGAACGCAAGCCCUCCACUGCUCAGACUCUUAGCGAACCUGUUCAAUCAACAGACUGCACGGUCAACGUGCAUCGACUCGACCAUGCCGUCACGCAAAACGAUUCGUACGAUUGGCAUAUCCUGCAUGCAUCCUUCUCCGAGGAGGACUGCGUCAAAGCUCUCAAGGAGCGCUUAGGAGUAGAUAGCGAAUACGAUGUUCUGGCCGAUCUCAAAGCUGAGAAGCUGUGCCCGACGAGCGGUAGCCCCGUAGCGAUUGCAUUCCCACUCUCCCAUCAAACAUCGUCGGGGAGGUUAUUCACAUAUCUGCCGCUACCCUUGAACACAGGAUUUCCCUGCCAUAUCCAUGCGCUUUUCGCUCUCACGGAUUCGAGAGAUCAUCUCCGGAACAGCGGAGAGGUCAUUCUAGAACGAAGUCGCGAUAGACUCCUCAUCGAAUGGAACCGUGUCUUAUUCCAAACCUUCAUUCCAAGAGCUUGGGCAGCUCUCCUGCAAAGCCUCGCCGAUCGCGCAGACUUCACAGGCGACAUUUACUCAGCAUGGCCGCCACCGCAGCAUCAAGGUUAUAGCGGAGAAUCUGUGUACUGGCAGGGACUUCCUGAACAGCUCAUCUCCACGGUGUUGCAGGAAAAACUUCGCGUUUGGCCUUUGAAACUUUCAGAGGCGAAUGAAGAGCCAACCGUUUUUGCGGAAAUGAAUGAAAUCCUCGUCGCUGAAGCCGCCGUGGAAGCGGAGUUGUUGCAAGCUCUCGCGAGGGCUAGACUCUCUAUCAUGCAAUCUCCUACGUACAUCGGCGACAUGCUCAAGCAUGAACAGGUUCGAUGGCUGAGUCCACAAACUGCUCACGUCGAACUUCAGGGACACACCCAUGCCUUUCUUCCUCAACUCGACUGGCCGUCCAAAAUGUCAAUCUUGAGCUAUCUAACCUCGUCAGGAGACGCCUCGCUUCUAUCCGAGAUUCCAUUCGUACCCACUGUCUCCAACGGCGAGGUUGCACUGACUUCCACGCUUGGAGCUUCACCUCGCACUCUUCUGGCCGAAGCAGAAACUGAUCUGUUCGAACAUUACGACCCUGAUGCAAUUGCAUUGCAUCGACUUCCGAAUGGUGUUGCAGAGAUACUAGUGACGGAUGGCGUCAGAAAACUUAAUGUCAGGUGCUUGGAUCAUGUCCGAGUAGUCGAAUAUCUGCACACUGCACUCCUCACGAUCUCCAUGGAGUGGCUGACUCGAUUCUGGAGCUGGAUCCCUUCAUGGAAUAAUGCAAAUACGUUGCUGCCAUCCAUACUGUCAAUGCCUCUUUUGUCGACAUCCCAGAACCAAUAUCGAACGAUUCAAGACGGUGCCUUUAUGCAGCUCGAGCAUAGAGAAGGGCCAUUAGAAACCGUUUUGACCUCACUUGGGUUGAUCUUCAUGUCAACAUCUUUCCCCGCUUCCGCGUUGCAAUUCUUGAAGAGCAGCGCAUCUCACACAAUCAAGGAUCCUCACGACGCAGGCGAUCUUCUGGACUCGUUCAACGUCGAUGCAAUGCCCAGACUAAAUGACGACGAGGCCACAGUAUUCCGCGAGCAUGUCGCUUCCUGCCUGUCAAGGACUGAGGACCUAACGGAUGCGCGAAAAGCAACAUUGCGCUCUUUGCCAAUAUACUGCAUUUUGACCCCAGUCGAAAAUCGUGAACGAUGCGGGGUCGAACACAUAUUAUCGGCAAUAUCUAUCAAUGCUACAAUUCAUUGUAUCGCCGGAGAAGAACCACUAAUUGUACCAAGGGUCUCUGGCGUUGUCUUUGUCCUGAUAACCGACUCUGCUCGCCUGAUGGAUCACAUUGACUAUCAUGCUGCGAGAAAUGUAUUGAAAGAAGCAGACGUUGUAGAGCUCGCAAUCGAGCAUCUUUCUGAGCAAAGCCCACCGCUGCAGCUCGACUUCCUCCGCCGUCUUUCGGAGUCUCCUACGCUUCGUUCAUACGACACACUCGAAAGGUUGAGGGCUACGCGAUUCAUUGCGAUGAAUGCAUCCAAUGUAUAUCGAGCACCGCAGGAUCUCGUCGACCCAAGCAGUGCUCUUGUCGACCUAGCUCUGUCCGGAGACUUCUGGCUACCAUCUGAUUGUCGCAAUGAUACCUACCGCGAGAUGAUCAACUUGCUGCGGUCCAUCGGUGUGCUUCAAAAGCAACUAUCUGCUGAAUUUGUUCAACGCCGCAUCGCUCGGGUUGCUGUGGCUUACGAUAAUUCGCAAGACGAUGCAUCCAGAGUUGCCCUUCGGUUGCUUCAGAUGUUGGAAGCGGAACGUUCUAUCUGCAUCGAGCUUUCCCGAGAUAGCUUCUCCCAUCCAGCGUGGCUUCCUACCCAGCAAGGAAACAGAUCUCCUACUGACUGCCGCGAUCAGCGACAUGAAGAACUAUUUGACCGUGUCCUUCCAGUUGUUCGCAUUCGCAUCGAGAGUACCGCUCUGCGUGAAUUCUUGGGAUGGCACGCUCCGAUAUCGCUGUUGACGCUGAGGGAUCAGUUUAAUGCUUUGAUAUUGGAAGGAGACAAGAUCUAUGAGCUCCAUCGUGUGAUCCGCGAGUUCGGUCAGCGAUUUCAGGAGAUGAAUGAAGCGUUCGUUCAGGAAUUGAGAGCGCUCGUCUCUGAGCGGAAAUGGGUGCCAAUCUCGUCUGACCCACCCUGCAUUGUGACCACGCUGGAUGUGAUGUUGUCAUCAGACGUUGAUCUCCCUGGACUCCACCGAGCCCCUCUAGAUCUUAUCAGCAGGGUAGGUGUGAAGGCGUUCCUGGAACGAAUGGGCUGUCCGCAGGGGCCAUCUAAUGCUGCUAUCUUACGUCAGAUUGAUAUGAUUCCAAGACAUGAUGCAAUGAACAGUGGAGCCGUCAAACGUAUUGUCAGACUUCUGGAAGCGUUGGAGUUCAAGAACUUGACCGAUGCUGAGUGGACCCGCAUUUAUCUUCCCGACGUUCAAGGGGACAUGCGCAAUCGAAGUGAGCUUUUUUACGACGAUCUUGGCACUCGAGCCCUGGAGUUAGAACUGCCUCAAAAUCGAUUCAAGAUUCAUAGACAAAUCAGCGAAGUACUCGCGGACCACCUUGGAGUCACAUUCCUCAGUACCAUGGAACUCAAUAUCCUGGAUCCCGAUGAAGAUGAUAUGCUAGAGGAUCCAGUCACUCGUGUCAAUGGCGUGCUUAGAUCCUAUUCCAUUGAUCAGGCAUUCAACGAAUUUCUGGCGAACGCAAUGGAUGCUAAUGCCAAGAAUAUGACCCUUGUCCUGGACGAGAACACUUCGAAUCUCAGGAACGCGGAUUACUUGUCGUCACUCAUGUCGCAAUUCUGCGCAGGUCCGGCUUUGAUCGUGCAUAACGAUGCGCUCUUCACGGACAAGGAUUUCAAAGGAAUUCGCAGCAUUGGGCUCGGGGGGAAACAGGAUAGCGAUGGCGUCAUCGGGAAGUUCGGGCUGGGUGCUCUCACUGUCUUUCAUUUCACUGAGUUGCCUAUGAUCGUAUCCGGGAAAUAUGUGCUUUUCUUAGAUCCAAGUCAAGCAUAUCUGCCGCCGAAUGGCAGUGGAAAACGGCGUGCUUUGCGCAUUCCUCUCUCAACUUUGCAGAGACAAUAUCCUGGCCACUUACAGAGGUUAUAUGAGCUACUGUCCUUCUCCGCAGAUACAGACUUUUACAAUGGGAGCCUCUUUUGGCUUCCGCUCCGAACCGCAUUGCAAGCGACUACCAGCCGACUAUGGACUUCAGAGUUGAGUAGCAACACCGUCAAAAACAUGAUGAGUUCGUAUGCAUCGGUCGCACCUGAAGCGCUACUCUUCAAUCACUUUGACCGGAUAUCGGCGUAUUCCACACGAUCGAAACAAUCUGAUUUCUGGUCCGUCUCAGCCGAACGCGCAAGUGUCUGGCCCGUAGACGGUGAUUACAAAUGCGAGAGGGUCUCAAUUACUCGUGAAGGCCCUCAACGCCACGUGAGCCGGCAAGAGUGGCACGUUGCUCAAGCAAGAUCUACCUUGCAUGCGCUGCCAACUGAAUUCCAGAAGCUGGCACCGAAGCAUCGCAUGAAAGAUCUCAGAAUCGGCCUCGCAGGCCUGAGCCGAUGUACACCUCCGACGCCAACGCAGGAUGCGCUAACUCACAAGUUCUUUUCUAAUCUCCCUCUCCCCAUUCGCACCUGCCUUCCAGUUCAUAUUCACGCGUCAUUCAUCCUCGCCGACGACCGGCGGUCCAUUAGGUUUGAUGACAAUGGCGAAGCUAUCCCGGAGGCGAAAUAUAACCAUUACAUCUUGUCGCAACUGAUCCCUCCUUUGUACUGGUACCUUCUGGAGGCCUGGCCGGGUGAUCUGGACAACUUCGAUAUCUGGCCUGGUGCCGCCCGUGAUCUUGUGCAAAGCGAAGACGCCUUGUCGGCUGCUCUCUGCCAAGCGUUCUACUCUGGUCUCCCAAAUAGUGAGAGGAGAAUGUGUCAACCUGUCAUUGAAGGCGAUCGUAUCCAGCCCCAAGAUUCGUUGUUUUUGGACAAGGAGCCUUCUGCCGACGAGGUUGCAUUGAAGAGUGUGCUUCUAGCUAUCAAACCUCCUACAUUGGUGAUCGUGCCUCGCAGUAUUCUGAAGCGAGCUGAAGCUGCGAAUGCACCGAUCCAGUGGGUGGACGAGUAUAAAGCAAGUGAAGUGUUAUUGCAAUAUCGAGUUCAGUUGAUAGCGGAAUUUCGCGCGAAGCAUAUUGAUGUUAAGGACAUCGAAAAUACCCUUCAUUACCUCCGGAGAAAACCUGACACGCGUUUAGACCGCCUCCCUCUUCUACCACUUGCAGAUGGCAGCCUCGCACGCAUCGACAGCAGUCAGAAUGGUCCGAAGGUGUUUUCAGGCCUUUGGGCCUCAUCUUUAUCGGUCCCUUGGCCAUUAUUCGUUUCCAAGCACUUUUUGCAUCCUACCGUUGAUCACAAGAGACUGCUUGAAUAUGACAUCAAUGUCUCGGAGCUGACUGCUUCGGACCUUGCAGAUCUCGUUCAGACUCGAUUGCCUGACUCGAGGAAAUCUAUUCGGCAAACCACAGAGGAUGAGGGCAGAUGGAUUCAGGACUUCUGGGAGCGUUUUCAUAUCUUCAACAUUGAAGUAGACGAGAUCUCUUCGCUUUCUCUUGUGCCCACAACAAGAGCGGGUCAAUACGUGUCAAUCGAUCACUGCCGCACAGAAGUGGUCCUCGCUAGCCCAAGGGACGCGAUCGAUCAUCACCAUGUAUGCAACUCAUUGGAGAAGUUGGGGGCCAUUGUGCUACCGGCUGCGCAGAAGCUGCCACGCCCUUUGUUACAGCCACUCGACUCCGUGCCGUUCACAAUCGAUGCAGUUUUGAAGUUCCUUCAAUGCAAGAGCGACGAGGCUCACACCGGACUAACUGCACUGCCUGCUCUCUUCGACGUGUUUGAGGACAAUGAGGGAAACGAUUUCGCGAAAUGGGCACGCAACGAAGUGCAAGUUCGGAUAUCUGAUAUUCCCGAGGACCUUCUGCCAGUGAUACGCUAUCUUCCCAUAUGGCCAGCAUGGCGCGGAAAUACGACAGCCCUCUGCUUCCUUCAAGACUGCGACGUGAGAAUUGUUCCACACAGAUUCCGAGUUUCCGAUAUUGCGCGUGUUCUACCACCCGACAUGUCCUUUGCGGAGAUUCCUCUUUCAGUGCUUGAGCGUCUCAGCAUGAAAGCUACGGAGCUGGGUGCUUUCUUAAGCAUUGUUCACACCAGUCUGCACAACCUGGACGACAGUGGCUUUUCAGCGUACGAACGGAUACUCGAUGGAGCCCUCUUACUUUCCAUGGGGGAGCAGGUCAAGAAUGAACUCAAAGUGCCUAAUACUUCACGCGUGCUUGUAUCGCCAAAAACGCUAUAUUCCAGGGCCGAGCCGGCAUUCAUCGCUGCUUUUGAGACACGCCAAGAUCUGUUCCUUCACCCUGUGUUCGAAAGGUACGAUAGGAGCCUCAGGGCUCUCGGCCUCCAGCAUGAGCGAAAUUUCACCACAUUCAAGGCAUGCGUUGUCAAUCUAGAUGCCGAUAACGAAAUGGAAGGUGUAGUUGAUCGCGCUUUGGUCAUCUUCGAAUGGUACGGGCACCUGCCUAUGCACAUCGGCAGGGAUACAAGCAAGUGGUCGGAACUCGUGGGAUAUAAGUUCAUACCGUGCGAUGCGGUUCGGAGGCGCUACAAUGACGCAUCACUGCAUCCUGAGAGCUAUGUGACCCGUCUGUCGCGUCUCAUUGCCCCGGAACAGAUACUACGUGAAGAACAUGAACGGAUCGCAUGGACGCAGAGAGGGCAGUUCAUGCUGCCACCUGACGAACGCCUGCUGCUGGCCGAUCUCACACUUGGCAUGCCUACUCUCGAUGAAGUUGUCCGCCACCUGCGCGUCUUGGCUCUACAGAUUGCUCCAGCUCAUCCGGGGCAUCCGGAAGUGUUCGGCGACUUCAGCGCAACAUAUCAAUGGCUCGGACACUCGGAGCGUGCUCAAGCUGCCGGAGCGAUCCUCGCCAACUACGAACAUGAACCGUUAUUCCUAAACAUCAACACGGCUAGCGACAAGUGGAAUUUCGUCUGCGCAAGAGAUUUGAUUUUCAAUGCCCCAGACGAGGACGACCGUCAGGGCGUCCGCAUGCUCUUGGAUCCCUUCAAGCCGCUCCUCCUCGCUUCUGGCGCCCUCGAGAUCCAGCAACCUAUCGCCCCUCAGAAACAACAUGUUGCCGCAGAUGACGUCAUGCACCGCUUCCGCGCUGCAAUGAACAUGCAGAGGAAUGAGGGGCAGUUUACCGAUUGCUUGCUGGUAUCCUCUGACGGUACAAAGUUCACGGUCCACAGGUCGUUCCUCGCGGCGUCAAACGAACAUUUCAGUGGCAUGUUCUCCUCCGGCAUGCGCGAGAGCCUCCCAGCGUCCUGGAAUGAGCCGAUACGAGUCGAGCUUCCUGAAGAGGAGCCCGUCGUACGGUGCGUGCUUGACUGGUUGUAUGCCGGCGACCUCACGGUCCAGGACACGUACGACCAGAAUGAACUGCUCUCUCUGUUACGUGUUUCGCACUACAUGCGUAUUGCCGACAUGCACCGCGACGUCCAGCGUCUGCUCAUCGAGACGCUCACACCAGGGACCUAUCGAAUCCUCCGCGAAAACGCUGCAGACUUUGAGGCAGAUCUGCUGCUAAAGGCGUGCGAUGAAUAUCUGGAAUCAAAUCGUGAAGUGUUCGAGCGCAACCCGCAAUUGCUUGGGCCGAACGGGGAUGCGUGA
Molecule: messenger RNA, 8217 nt
Organism: Laetiporus sulphureus 93-53
Lineage: Eukaryota; Fungi; Basidiomycota; Agaricomycetes; Polyporales; Laetiporaceae
Exons: 13
Coding region: 256-8217 (2653 amino acids)
Molecular function (GO): Hsp70 protein binding
Source: RefSeq, a predicted model, not a curated record